GAUCGAUGGUGGCUCUGCCGUCGCAUCAAAGACGCCCGUGAAAUGCUAGAAAAAAACGGUUUUCAGGCAACAAAAGCAUCUGAGGAAUAUUUUUUGAGGAAAUUUGAGUGAAAUUUUGUGAAAAACAGUGCUGAAAGGUGAAAAAAAUUUUAAGAACGUUGUGGGGGAUUGGGAAGAGUUUGGAGAAAUUGUGAGUGUGGUAAAAUCAGGGCGGAGAGGGAGUAUUUUGAUGGGCAGGAUGAAUCGGAAGGAAGGGAAGAUGCGUGUGGCUGUCCGGGUGAGGCCAUUCAAUAGGCGUGAACUGGAAGCUAACCAGAGGACAAUCAUUCGCGUGUUAGAUGGACAGAAUCUCCUCUUUGACCCAGACGACGAUGAGGAUGAAUUCUUCUUUCAGGGAGCUAAAGUUAAGCACAGAGACGUCACAAAACGCAUCCGGAAGAAGCUUCCCAUGGAGUAUGAUCAUGUUUUUGGGGCAGAGGCUACCAAUGAUGAUGUCUAUGAUCUGUGCAUGAAGCCUCUGAUUGCCUCAGUCAUGGAUGGGUACAAUUGUUCUGUGUUUGUUUAUGGAGCCACGGGAGCAGGGAAGACCUUUACGAUGCUCGGGAAUGAGCAAUUUCCUGGGAUAACGUAUCUGACAAUCCAGGAGCUCUUUAGGCAGAUGGAGGAGCUGGUGAAUGAGAGAAAAUUUGACAUUGGAGUUUCUUAUUUGGAAGUUUACAAUGAGCAAGUGAUGAAUCUCCUCACAAAAACCGGACCCCUAAAGCUCCGGGAAGAUUCCUCGGGAGUUGUAGUGAGUGGACUCAGCCUCAAGCCCAUCUACUGUGCGAAGGAGUUGAUUACUCUUCUCACCCUGGGCAAUCAGAAUCGCACGCAGCAUCCAACAGAUGCAAAUGCAGAAAGUUCCCGGAGUCAUGCAAUCUUUCAAGUGCACAUCCGGAUGGGUGAUAAGAAGUCUGGACAGAAGCGAACUGUGAAGCUGUCAAUGAUUGAUUUGGCGGGGAGCGAGAGGGCGUCCAGUACGAAGGGAAUUGGAGUGAGAUUUAAGGAAGGUGCCAGUAUCAAUAAAUCUCUCCUGGCUCUUGGGAAUUGCAUCAAUAAACUGGCAGAUGGACUCGAGCACAUCCCGUAUAGAGACUCCAAUCUCACGAGAAUCCUCAAGGAUAGUUUGGGUGGGAAUUGUCAGACCGUGAUGAUAGCCAAUGUAUCCCCAUCGUCCCUAAUGUACGAUGACACCUACAAUACCCUCAAGUACGCAAUGCGUGCCAAGAAGAUUCGCACGACUUGUCGGCAGAACAUCCUCAAAUCCAACCUUCCAGUUGAGUUCUAUGCCAAGAAGACGGCGCGUCAGGAGGAGGAGAUCGAGAGGCUGAAGCAGAUCAUCAAGCAGCAGGAGGAGAAGAUCAAGAGGCUGGAGACUGAGAAAACGGUUGUCGUGGAAGCUGAACCUGUGGUCAAGACUGUCGCCAUGCCGGAUCUAACGCUGCAGUACCGAAGGAUUGACCAAAUGUACGAAGAUAUUAGGAGCGUCACUACAACUCUCAUCCAGAUCAACAGCAAGCACAAUCUGCUGAUGCUCAAGAUGAAAUUCAAGAAGCACAUUGACGAGUACAAGAAGAUCCUCUACCUCGAUGGAACUUUCAGUUCGGAUGCAUCUCGUUUGGAAGCGUCCAUUGAUAAAUACUCUCGACAAUUGGAUGACCAAAAGAAGAUCAUAGUUGAGUGGGAGGCGAAGCAUAAGAAUCUGUUGGAGGAUUUGCAGAAACUGCGACAGGAGAUGCAGGAGAGGGAGGGGCAUGAAAUGCUCGAGAUGUACAUGAGAAAUAAGGAUCUAGAACGAAAGGUUCUGUAUCAGGAUCAGGGACAACUGCACACAAAUAAGACUAUGAUCCUGAUGAAAAAUGAACUGGACAAUAUGAAGAAUGCUCUGUUGCUUUCCUGCGAAAUAAUCCAGCAGAAUUAUCUUUUGAUGCGCGCCAAUAAGUACACCAUGGAUGUCAAUAUGAAGCGAAAGUAUCAGAAGUUGGUGAAAUUGGUUGAGGGUAAGGCGAAUAUCAAGUUUGCUGAUGAAGAACAGGAGGAUUCCUUUGAGUCUCUGAGCAAGAUUCGGGCUCUGGACUUUGGGAUGGGAAUAGGAGUGAUUGGGGGGAAAAGGUUGCAGGAGGCUGAUGAUGUCAUCAAUCGGAAUCCGGCAAAGCGGAAGAAACUGAUAAUGGAUGACGGGGUGCCUCCGGUGCCACUUUUUGCCCCAUCAGAUCCCAAUGCAACGCAGAUUCUCAGUGGAAUUGAGCCCCUUGAGUCUGCUACCAAUGAACCAGAAGGUGGACUUGGGGCAGAGAUGAAUCAUACUUUUAGGGUGCCUUCUGUUCUGACUGAGCAGAAGAAUAAUGUCCCUGGGCCCAGUGUUCAUCUUGCAAAGAACUUCAAAUUAAAAAGUUCUCCAAAACGCUUCAACAAAGUCACAAGCAAUGAAAACAAAAGAAUCUCACCGUAUCGGAUAAAGAAGAGUCCCAAGACAAUCAGGAAACAUGCCCCAGUCAAUAAAGGUAUAAGUCAUCCCGCGCUGCAAGGUCGACUCGAGAAGAAGGAAUCAGUGGUUCAGAAAUUCUGGAAGUAAAAAAUUUUAAGGUUUGAUUUGAUUAUUUUUCUAUAAAUGGAUUCUAAAGAAAAUACUUUAAGGAGUGACUGCACAUAAAUUCAUUAAAUCUUGACAUUGAAAAUGUUUAUAAAAUUUCAUAAAUAAUUCACCUAAAUUUAAGGUAUUUGCAAUUAAAUAAAUUACACAAAACUAUU
Phlebotomus papatasi is the source of this 2790-nucleotide messenger RNA. It is a transcript of the gene Klp67A, whose product is annotated as kinesin-like protein KIF18A. Gene Ontology annotation, biological process: mitotic spindle organization; microtubule-based movement. The record is from RefSeq and is a predicted model, not a curated record. Gene Ontology annotation, molecular function: microtubule motor activity; ATP binding; microtubule binding. NCBI's taxonomy places the organism in Eukaryota, Metazoa, Arthropoda, Insecta, Diptera, Psychodidae. Bases 230 to 2614 code for a protein of 794 amino acids. The transcript is spliced from 4 exons.